AAGAAAAAAAAUAAAAUAAUUUAAAAUAAAACAUAAAACAUAAAAAAUAUGUCAUAAGUCGCCAAAGCUAAAUCUUAAGCCAAAUCAUAAAUAAGCUAAUAAAAUUAAUCUAAAGCAUCUUAAAAUAGUAAAGUAAAAAAUACUGUAACGCGUGCCGAAGCAAUCUAAUAAAGAGAACAAUUACGUUAAAAAGUCCUCUCUAUAUUUAUAAAAGAUUACGCCAAAAACAAUAAAAACCUUCAAGCUGCUAUAGAACAUGAAGUAGAUGAUUUUUUCAAAAACUAAAAGGUAACUGAAGCCAACCUUAAGGAUUUAAAAGACCGUGUAUUGUCUAUAAUUAACAACAAGCAACCAUCUUAAGCUUCCCGAAGUCAAUAAGGUGACCCUAGCGAAAAGCAUCAUCAUUAAAACAACUAACAAAGCUAUUAAAAACAGUACUAAAACCCUCAUCAAGACGAAGUAAGGUCCUAAGUCUCCCAUAAACCUUCCUAAGCUGGCCAUGAUGACAACGUAUCUUAGACUUCCUCGAAAGCCCCUCAAAGUGUUUAUUACAUGGAGGGCGAUGAAGACGAUGAGUGGGCUACUUUAGUUAAAUUCGACUCUGAAUUAUACAAAAAGGAGCUUGAACUUUAAAAACAUCGUGAUUAAGAAUUCAAGAAAAAGAUGAAAAAUGAACUAGAUAAGUAACUAAACGAAAAAAUCAAUAGAAAAUCAAUGGAAAAGCAAGAAGAAAGUGCAUAUGUAUAACUAUAAGGACAUCAACUUAAGGUAUAUGAUGAAAGGGAAAAAGAAAAAGAACAAGAAAGACAUAAUAAAAUAAUGAAUGAAAAAAGAUAAAGAGACAAGCAAGUUUAGGACGAGAAUCAAAGGAAAAAACACGAAAAAAAAAGGGAAAAAGAACUCGAUUAAAUGCUAGUUCAAAGAAUUAUUGAAGAAAAAGAAAUAGAAGAAAAAGAACUUAAAAGUAAAAAAGAAAAAGAAAGAGCUAGGCUAUUAUAAAUGAUGAAAGAAAAUGAAGAAUAUAGACUUAAAAGUUAAUAAGAAGUAUUAUAAGAAAAAUAAAAUGAUGUAGAAUUAUAAAAAGAAUAUACAAGAUUAACUGAAUAAAUGGAAUAAUAAAGGGAAAACGAAAAAAAAUAACGAGAAGAUAAAAUAAAAGCCAUAAUGAGUGCCUUUGCAGAUUCUGUAGUGAAAGAUUAAAAAGCAGUAAUACGCGAAGAAGAUGAAAAAAUGAUGAAACAUAUUUUAGAUUAAAACGAAAAAGCCAGACUAGAAGAAUUAAGGAGAUUAGAAUAAAUAAAACAUUAAAAGUAAGAAAUGAGAGAAUUUUUAUCCAAAUAAACUGAUGAAAAAAAAAGAAAAAUAUACAAGAAGAUGAGAUUAAUAAAAAAUAAGCAGAAAUCUGGAAAAAAGAUAGAGAAAA
This is a messenger RNA of Ichthyophthirius multifiliis, 1423 nucleotides long. RefSeq lists its product as hypothetical. The transcript has a single exon. The annotation marks the transcript as partial. NCBI's taxonomy places the organism in Eukaryota, Ciliophora, Oligohymenophorea, Hymenostomatida. The record is from RefSeq and is a predicted model, not a curated record.